This is a messenger RNA of Linepithema humile (Argentine ant), 5111 nucleotides long. It is a transcript of the gene Sec24AB, whose product is annotated as Protein transport protein Sec24AB. NCBI's taxonomy places the organism in Eukaryota, Metazoa, Arthropoda, Insecta, Hymenoptera, Formicidae. Gene Ontology annotation, cellular component: COPII vesicle coat; endoplasmic reticulum exit site. The record is from RefSeq and is a predicted model, not a curated record. Gene Ontology annotation, biological process: intracellular protein transport; endoplasmic reticulum to Golgi vesicle-mediated transport; COPII-coated vesicle cargo loading. Gene Ontology annotation, molecular function: SNARE binding; zinc ion binding.
UCGUACGACCUGCCACGUAAUGUUGUGUGUGUUGUUCGUUCAUUCACGAAUUGUUGCAAUUAUACUGUCUUGUGGAACCGCGUGGAGAUAAGCGACAACGGGAGCGAUGUGCGAACCUGCAUCCAUCCGUACCUAAUUUAAGACGACUUGCGUUAUCAUAAAGUGACUAUUAAAACAAAAGAAAAAAUGUCACAAUCUAGUGGUUAUCAGUAUCCACUAUAUGCAGAAUCUAACAAUCCCUUGAAGAAUGACACAUCACCUAUAGUAAAUGGUCAAAAUUUUGCAUCUCAACAAAAUGGUAUGCAGUCCCCUCAGUUCAAUCUGACUGGUACACCAUCGUCACAAUCGUCGCGGGAUCCCUCCAGGGAAACUUCCAGAGAUCCUUCACCAACUCAAUAUCUCAAUAACCAAUAUCGGCCUCAGUUGCUUCGAUCGCCAAUGCCGCCACUAUGUCAGGGCUCAGAUAUAUUACCUCCGUCGCUUAGAACAUCACAGACGUGUAGUCCCAUAAGUUCCUUUGGUAUCUACAACCAAUAUGCUACUAGUACUCAUCAAAACGUCACAGUUAGUACAUCAUCAGCUGCUUUUGUAUCCCAACCUAGCCAACCUAAUCAAGAAAUUCAGCAUAGACCCGUGAUUCCUCCAAAUCAGAUGCCUCCAUUAGCCCAAAAUCUGACAUCAGAAUCCCUAUCAUUAAUGUCUGCGGAUGCUGUUAAACCGGAGCUUGCCAAAGUGAACCAAAGUUAUCAGUGGGCGACCAAUCCUCUGCCCGCAAAUAUUCCACAGAGUAUUAUAGGCGUUCCUGGAGUGUCCAGUGGUACCGAUAAGCCUAGUCAAGUCUCUGCAGAUCAAGCUGUGGGAGGUCAAAUGUUUUCUGCUAGAAUAAACAAGACCUCCGUACAUGAUCAAGGACAUCCUGCUACUCUAUUUUCAUCCAACGUUAGUCUACCUCCUUCGAACGUCACACAGCAAUCGAAUCAGAAUAGUAGUCACGUGCAGCAAGAUCCAGUGAUUUCCAACGUGCAAAUUCCAGGGGCCCGAAAUAUUCAAGCGCAAUCGGCAAUCGGGCCUUCUGAAAAUUUAAGCAGCUCUCAACUCAAGUAUGGAAGUCAACAAAACAUAUUCAGUGCACCGUCAAUACUGAAUUCUAGUGCGCAAAACUUAUUCGCUAAUUCGCAAAGCCAGCACGUAGAUCCACAGAGCUCGCACGAUUAUUGUUCUCAGCCUCUGAAGCCUCAGCAAAAUUUACUUACCGGUUACAUGGACCCUACGGGGCUGGGAAAUAUUCCCCAAAGUCAAAGUGUACAUCAAAAUUUAGCAAUCCAGCGGAAAUAUCCACAACAAGACACUGCCAGUACCACGGUGCUACCUCCAAGAACCAUUGGACUGCCUUUGGGAGUCAAUCAAUUGCACAGCGCGAGGUCGCCGCCAUCAGGGAUGCCGCCUCUUCCGGGACAUCAGAUGCACGAUGCUCGUUUACAAUAUUCCGGCCCGAUGACAAACGUCCCGUUAGACUCGUUAAAUAGAAGAUAUCCCAAUACGUAUCCUGAUCAAUUGAAUCAAUUGAAUAAUCAGAUGAGUAAUCUGAACGUCACGCAAACUGGAUAUAAUAAAUUAUGGGGAACGGAAUCGGUAGAUCUUCUACAGUGUAGAAAUAUACUGCCGUCUGAAAAGGUCGGACCAACAAAGAUCAAGUUACAGCAGGAAUUUCUGGAUAGUGUAAAUUGUAAUCCUGAGAUAUUCAGGUGUACGUUGACAAAAGUACCAGAAUCGAAUUCGCUUCUACAAAAGUCGAGAUUACCGUUCGGUGUACUGAUACAUCCCUUUAAGGACUUAAACCAGCACUUGGCGGUAAUUCAAUGCAACACGAUCGUGCGUUGUCGAGCUUGCAGAACGUAUAUCAACCCGUUUGUAUACUUUGUUGACUCGAGGAGAUGGAAGUGCAAUCUUUGUUUCAGGCUGAACGAACUUCCUGAGGAAUUUCAAUUUGAUCCAGUGACGAAAUCAUAUGGCGAUCCAUCGCGACGACCAGAGGUUAGAACUGGCACGAUAGAAUUUAUUGCGCCAAGCGAAUACAUGGUUCGUCCACCUCAACCUGCCGUCUAUCUUUUCGUCAUGGAUGUUUCUCGUCUCGCAGUGGAGAGUGGCUAUCUACAAAUCGUUUGCAAUACCAUUAUCGAUGAACUGUCGCGUCUUCCCGGUGACAGUCGCACUCAAAUUGGUUUUCUCGCUGUCGACUCCGCCUUGCACUUUUUUAGCAUGCCUGAUAAUGUCUCGCAACCACAUGAGAUGAUUAUGUUGGACAUCGACGAUGUAUUUCUGCCAUGUCCGGAGAAUUUGAUUGUAAAUCUAAAGGAGCGCGAGGGUCUCGUGCGCGAUUUGCUCGCUCAGCUACCCGUCAAGUUCUGCGGCACUAAUGACACUAGCAGCGCACUUGGCGCCGGUCUCCAAGCCGCCUUCAAGCUUCUCUCCGCCACCGGAGGACGCGUUACCGUUUUUCAGACGUGUUUGCCUAAUCUUGGACCGGGAGUCUUGCAGCCGAGAGAGGACCCCAACACCCGAGCGAACAAGGAUGUGCCGCAUCUCAAUCCUGCGACGGAUUUUUACAAGAGAUUCGCUCUGGACUGUAGUGGACAGCAGAUCGCGAUUGAUCUGUUCUUGUUGAACAGUCAGUACUGUGAUCUGGCGACUUUAUCAUGUAUGUCAAAGUUUACUGGUGGCUGCAUUUACCAUCUGCCACUGUUUCGAGCAUCGAAAUCGCAAAACGCUGAGACAUUGGAAAGACUGCUCCGCCGUUACUUGACUAGGAAAAUUGGAUUCGAAGCGGUAAUGCGGCUUCGUUGUACUCGUGGUCUCAGCAUCCAUGCCUUCCACGGCAGUUUCUUUGUUCGCUCGACCGAUCUUCUCUGCUUACCGAACAUCAAUCCGGACGCUGGCUUCGGUAUGCAAAUAUCCAUCGACGAGAAUCUGUGUAAUGUGCAGAAUGUGUGCUUUCAAGCAUCUCUUCUCUAUACUUCGAGCAAAGGUGAGCGAAGGAUCAGAGUACACACCCUGUGCCUGCCAGUUGUGGCGAGUCUAUCGGAUGUUCUGCAUUCCGCGGAUCAGCAAUGCAUAGUGGGCUUGUUAUCAAAAAUGGCUGUCGACCGCUCGCUUCAAGCGUCUUUAUCGGAUGCUAGAGACGCUCUGAUAAACGUUGCCAUAGAUGUCUUAUCCGCGUAUAGAUUGGCACAAUCUUCCGGUAUCGGAGGACUCAUUGCUCCAGGGAGUUUAAAAUUGUUGCCAUUAUAUAUCAUCGCAUUGUUGAAGAGCGUAGCGUUUAGAUCUGGUACAAGCACGCGCUUGGACGAUCGCGUGUUCGCUAUGUUUCAACUUAAGACAUUACCAUUGGCGCAGAUGAUACAGAUGAUUUAUCCUGAUUUGUAUCCUAUACAUGCGCUUGACGAUCGCAACUCGAAAGACAUCGACGGUAAGGUCUGUCCGCAGCCGCCGCGGCUUCAUUUAUCUGCGGAGAAACUCGAUACACGUGGCGCUUUCUUAAUGGAUGCUGGCGACAAAAUUUUCAUUUAUGUCGGCAAAAGCAUCAAUCCAAUUUUCUGUUCUAAUGUACUCGGAGUUUCGGCGUUUGUAUCUAUUCCGGAGGAAAUGCACGAAUUACCGGAAUUGGACACGAUGGAAAACGAACGAUUGCGAAAUUUUGUAUUCAGUUUGCAAGAAGAAAAGCCGUACUAUGUACCUAUACAAAUUAUCAGGGAUGACAGCCACUUUAGGACAUUAUUCGUCGAGCGAUUGAUAGAAGACCGAUUCGAAUCUGCUCUCAGUUAUUACGAAUUCUUGCAGCAUCUGAAGACACAAGUGAAGGAGUGACCGAUUUAAAGAGUGCUUGUGUGAAACCAACCGAUUCCUGCUGGAAGUGUUAAUUAGAUACAUAGAUCCAUAAGUCACGGGAUUUAUGGAAAAUCAUUAUUACGCGACUAAAAAAAGUUGCGCGAUCUAUUUUACGUGAUCAUGAAUUCAUCACCAUUCAUCAAGUAUCGGUCGUGGGUUAUUCGAGAUAUAUUGGGACAUAUCGCGCGAUUCAAGGUCUUAUGCCAUUUUAUGCAGCAGUGAUAGCUCCGUUGAAAGCACUGAUGCAUUUAAUAAUAUAGUAUUGUAUUAUUGUUAUUAUUAUUAUUAUUAUUAUUAUUAUUAUUAUUAUUAUUAUUAUUAUUAUUAUUAUUAUUAUUAUUCACCAUUGAUAACUCCAAUACACAAUCCAUUGUGUUCUCGCGCGUCUCUUGGGUUAAACUUGGGUUGAACAAUUUCUCUAUGUUUGGAUUCGUCAAGCAAAUCCGAUUUUUUACAAUUUUACAAUUACAAAUACAAGUUACAACUUUUUUCAAUAGCAAUAAUCGAGCUACAUCAACACGAGAUAGAUGAUUUUGAUGCUUUUGUAGAAUAUUUUUAAACUCUGUUAUUUCUUUUCUGCAUUCAUUCGCUCUCUUGCUGUAUUAUUCAGAUGUCGUUAUUGUCGCGAAUUGAUAUAUACGCAAGUGUUCUUAUCUUAAAUACCACUUUUGGAAACGUAAAAAGUAUUAUUUAUACAUAAUUAUAUGCAAUAGAAACGGAAUUAAAUGACUGCAAUUUUGCAUUUUCAUUAUAAGUAAUAAAUGGAAUUAUUUGCAGGACGAGUGCCGCCAAACGAAAAUAUUUCAUGGUGAUGAAGCAACGCACUCUCGCAAUUUUAUUAUCCGCGAGCAAUAAAGUGAACAAAGGGAUAGUAACAACUCGUAAAAAGUUAUCUUAUAUAAUUAAUCGCACAUGUCACUAAAUAGUGGCAUGCUGUUAAUCCGUAUUGUAAAAUUAAGCUUUGCAGCGAAUAAAACGACGACAAAUUCGAAUAAUUGACGUUGCAAUUGAAAGAUUGUUGCAAUUGAAUUAAUUAAGUAAUUCAUUAACUGAACUGUGUAAAGAAUAAGAAAAGAACGGAGAAUGAUUUUGCGUGAAUGUAAAAUAUCGAUAGAUUGCCGAGGCGGAUUAACUCGCCAGAAGGGACUUUAUAACAAAUAAAUUGAGGCGAAUAAUAGGACUGGCGAAAUGAUAUAAUGAAUAAACAAAUCAAUAUUGUAAAAUAA